ACCAACAGCUUUUUUUGCUGCUAGGGGACGUCUGAGACCAUGUCUGAAACUGCGCCUGUUCCAGCCGCUGAUGCGGCUCCGGCCGCUGCGGCCCCUGCUCCCGCCGCUAAAGCCCCAGCUAAGAAGCCGAAGAAAGUGGGAGGCUUUAAGGCGGGCGGUGCCAAAGCGAAGAAGCCCGCGGGCCCCAGCGUGACCGAGCUGAUCACCCAGGCGGUAGCUGCUUCCAAGGAGAGAAAAGGCGUCUCACUGGCCGCCCUGAAGAAGGCGCUGGCAGCCGGCGGCUACGAUGUGGAGAAGAACAACAGCCGCAUCAAGCUGGGGCUCCGGAGCCUGGUGAACAAGGGCACCCUGGUGCAGACCAAGGGCACCGGCGCCUCGGGCUCCUUCAAGCUGGGCAAGAAGCCGGGCGAGGUCAAGGAGAAGGCGCCCAAGAAGAAGGCGGCGGUGGCGGCGGCCAAGCCCAAGAAGGCGGCGGCCAAGAAGCCGGCCAGCGCGGCCAAGAAGGCCAAGAAGGCGGCGGCCGUGAAGAAGAGCCCCAAGAAAGCCAAGAAGCCGGCGGCCGCGGCGGCCAAGAAGAGCGCGGCCAAGAGCCCCAGGAAGGCCAAGGCGGCCAAGCCCAAGCGGGCCGCCAAGAGCCCGGCCAAGGCCAAGGCGGUGAAGCCCAAGGCCGCCAAGCCCAGCAAGCCCAAGGCAGCCAAGGCCAAGAAGGCGGCGCCCAAGAAGAAGUAAAGCGAGCGGAGGAAGACGCCUGUCGUGCAAACAACCCCAACGGCUCUUUUAAGAGCCACCCACCCCUUCGUGAAGGGAGCUGCGACGCUGUACUUUUCUGCCGGUCUCCGCGAGGGCAAAACAUUUCCCUGGACGGGGGACGGGAUAAGGGAGGGUGUCCUGCCAUGGGACGGGGAGGGGAGGGGAGGGAAAAGACCCGCAGCCCUCGCGGCGGUGCUGGGGCCCCUGCGACAGAAGAAGCCGGAGCCGACCCCGGGAGGCGAGUGGGGGGCGGCGGGCAAGAGAACGGCAAUGGCAGCGGGUCCGCUACAGCCCCGGGGCUGGGACCGGCGGCGGGCGAGGCUGCGGAAGCUGCUGGGAGCGGGGUUAAACCGCGAGGGGGUUUGAACGCCCCGCGCUGGCCCCGGAUUGGCCCGCGCCCGCCCGCCCGCUUCUCGCGCGGCCCCGCCUCGGUGUUACCUCCUCCAGCCACUGAAGCCGGAGGCGAUGGUAACAGCGCGGUGGAGUUCAAAGGGCGGCUCCAGGGAUUGAGCAACGCGCCCUCGCCUGCGGAGCGGGCCAAAGGCGGCCGAGGCGCCCGC
Molecule: messenger RNA, 1310 nt
Organism: Alligator mississippiensis (American alligator)
Lineage: Eukaryota; Metazoa; Chordata; Crocodylia; Alligatoridae
Product: histone H1.11L-like
Exons: 1
Coding region: 40-729 (229 amino acids)
Biological process (GO): nucleosome assembly
Cellular component (GO): nucleosome
Molecular function (GO): structural constituent of chromatin; DNA binding
Source: RefSeq, a predicted model, not a curated record